Molecule: messenger RNA, 1380 nt
Organism: Rhipicephalus sanguineus (brown dog tick)
Lineage: Eukaryota; Metazoa; Arthropoda; Arachnida; Ixodida; Ixodidae
Product: acetylcholinesterase-like
Exons: 6
Coding region: 1-1380 (459 amino acids)
Biological process (GO): choline metabolic process; acetylcholine catabolic process
Cellular component (GO): plasma membrane
Molecular function (GO): acetylcholinesterase activity
Source: RefSeq, a predicted model, not a curated record
AUGUUUGGCAUUGGCUUGCUGCUGUAUUACGUCUGGGAAGUGGACCACGAGGUGGAGGUGCGCACACUGCGCGGCCGCUACGCUGGCCGCACCCUUGUGGUAGGUGCGAAACACGUCCACGAGUUCCUUGGCAUCUACUUUGCACGCGACCCCGUCCGUAGCAUGCGCUUCCAGCAGUCCCUGGUGAUGGACAAACAGAUGCUCCUUACUAAGGCCCUUUCGAUGAAGCCGUGCUGCGUACAGGACAAGGACUACGCCAUGGAAGACAUUGAUGGCCCAGUGAGCGAGCGCUGCCUGCACCUAAACAUCUGGACGCCGAUGCUCCCCGGGCGACGAUGCAAGAGCGAUUGCGGACUCAGGACUGUCCUGGUCGUCUUCGUGGGCCGGGACUUCCAGUACGGCGGCAACUCGCAUAACUUGUACAGGGGUGAGCUUCUGGCUCUGUACGCUGACGCAGUUGUCGUGGUCCCCAACUACCGGCUCGGCCCGUUCGGCUUUCUCAACGGUCGCAUCGUGGACAUAACGGGCAACGUUGGUCUGUACGAUCAGAAGGUCGCUCUCGACUGGGUCCUGGAAAACAUCGAGUUCUUCGGUGGUAACCCCGAAGACAUUGUCCCCGUAGGUCACGAUGCCGGUGCCAUCUCGAUAAUGCACCACUUGUUUGAGACGAAGUCACACUGGAUGCAGCGAGUGAAACGCGUCGUGUUACACACGUCUUCGUUCUUUCGACCGUACCGAGACAACACGAGAGAUGCCUUGCAGAAUACCCUUCAGAUGGGCCGGUUAUGUUUCUGCCACCCAGAAGAAGGCGUCGACCUGGUGGUCGAAUGCUUGCAGACAAUACCCUCGAGCCGCCUGAGAAUGGCGGCGAGGCAUGCCUACACAUUGGCACCCAUCUUCGUCCCUUCGAACACGAUAGAAACUAUGCCUUCGGCCGCUAUUAAAAUUCAUAAUUCGAGCGCUGCAAGACCAUGGCUGAGGGACAAAGAGUUUCUCUUGGGCAACGUGGCGGACGAAGGUUCCUUCGAGUACUCAAUGAUCCUGAACAGACUGGCCGAGUUGAAAUACGUUCUUCCGGAGGGAUCUUUCCCAAAUGUAACAGCAGAAAUUAUCACGUUCCUCUCCGAACUCCCCUUGGGCGGUCAGGUUGAAGACAUAAUCGGCGAGUACAGGAAAUGCUACCGUAAUGAAACUUACAUUGACGCUGACAUGUGGAAGAAUAUAUUGGGAGACAUACUGGUCUACUGCCCUAUGCAAUACUUGGCCGAGACUCUAUCAGCCCUCGGAAACAAGGCAAGUAGGUCGAACAUUGAUAUUCCUUACUCAUCAUCAGCAGCAGCAGCAGCAGCAGCGGUGCUGCUGCUGCAGAUCAUUAUUUGA